Trichogramma pretiosum is the source of this 1496-nucleotide messenger RNA. RefSeq names its product protein msta-like. Bases 1 to 1482 code for a protein of 493 amino acids. The record is from RefSeq and is a predicted model, not a curated record. The transcript has 8 exons. Lineage: Eukaryota; Metazoa; Arthropoda; Insecta; Hymenoptera; Trichogrammatidae. Gene Ontology annotation, molecular function: protein binding.
AUGACGGAUCAAUUGGUCGAGCCCGCCUGCGUGGACGAGCAGCUACGUAGACAUUUGCAGGGCCAUGGAAUAUUGGAAACGGGUCAACAGACCUGCUGGACCAUCGAUUAUUCCAAACUCAGCGGCAGAGGUGUAAUAGCCAGCAGAGACGUAGCCAGCGACGAGCUCGUCUACGAAGACGCGCCGGUGGUGCAGGGGCCGCGAUGCAACGACAAGUACCCGCCCAUGUGCGUGGCCUGCCAGAAAACCGGCUGCGCCCUGUUCCCGUGCGAUCGGGGCUGCGGCCUGCCGGUCUGCUCGGACGCCUGCCAGGACGAUCCGCGACAUCGCGACGUCGAGUGCCCGUAUCUGCGCGAGCUCGAGCCCGACUGCGGUAGCGACUGGUCCCUGCCGCUUUUGCAGGCCCUCGUGCCCGUCAAGGCGCUGCUGCUCGAGAGCCAUUUCAAGGAUAUAUUCUAUUGCUUCCAGUCGCACGGCACACCCAAGUACGGACGCGAGGUCGACAUGCUGAAGAAGAGCGUGAAGAAUCCGUUGAAGCCCGAGGACGAGGAGUUCAUGCGACUGGUGUGCCGAGUGAUGGACACGAACUCGUUCGAGACGGCGGCCAUACGCGCCGACGACGCCACGAGUCUGCGGGCGCUCUUCCCGCUGGGCUCGCUGACCAAUCACCAGUGCGUGCCGAACACGCGCCACUUGGUCGACGACCGGGGCCACCUGCUGGUCUACGCCGUCAAGCCCAUCGCCAGGGGCCAGGAGAUCACCAUGAGCUACGCGGAUCUGCUCUGGGACACGACGCUGCGCAGGCAGUUCCUCCUGGCGACCAAGUACUUCUCGUGCCUGUGCUCCAGGUGCUCGGAUGCGACGGAAGCUGGCUCGAUGCUUGGAGCUCUGCACUGCGCUCACGAUUCUUGUCCUGGCAAAUUACUGCCUAACGAACCUCUGGACUUUAAUACAAACUGGGCUUGUACUUCAUGCCAACUAGUCAUUAAAGCUAAACAGAUUGCUUCGAUAAGAGCAGGAAUAUCGGCAGCCGUUGAGGAGUUCAAGUAUAAGAGCCCAAGGCGAAUGCUUCGCUUCAUUAUCAGAGAGCUUAGUAUUCUUGUUCCACCGACCAAUUACGUCAUGAUGUCUAUGAUGUUUAGAAUUAUAUCAAUAUUUGGACGAUCCCCGGGUCUUGAGUGGUCAGAGCUCACCGAUGAAGAACUGGACAUAAAAAUUCAGUAUUGCGAUCGACUUAUUUACUGUUUAGACACACUCAACUGCGGUGAUUGCACGAAAAAAGGAUUGAUUUUGUAUGAGUUGCACUGUGCAAACGUCGAGAAGAUGAAAAGACUUUCAGAAAAUGAAACAGAUCAGUCUGAUAACGUCCAAAAUGAGUCGAUUCUAUCAAAGGCAUUUGAAAUUUUAAAAAAUGAUGCAAUAACACCACUUGACUACAGGGAAGCAUAUAACGUUAAAACAUCUGUUUCGUGUACAAUAUAAAUGAUCAACUUUAA